Messenger RNA from Achroia grisella, 1137 nucleotides. RefSeq names its product glycine receptor subunit alpha-2-like. Gene Ontology annotation, biological process: chloride transmembrane transport; nervous system process; chemical synaptic transmission. The coding region runs from base 1 to 1137 and encodes 378 amino acids. Lineage: Eukaryota; Metazoa; Arthropoda; Insecta; Lepidoptera; Pyralidae. Gene Ontology annotation, molecular function: extracellular ligand-gated monoatomic ion channel activity; neurotransmitter receptor activity; chloride channel activity. The transcript is spliced from 9 exons. The record is from RefSeq and is a predicted model, not a curated record. Gene Ontology annotation, cellular component: neuron projection; membrane; synapse.
AUGGCAGCGGAAAAACUGUUGUGGGUCACCACCGUGAUUCUAAGACUGUGGCUAGGAGCAACGGAUCUUUGUUAUGCUCAGUCAACUCUGCUGACAUUCCAAGAUCUGCUGCCUGAUGACCCUCGGCUGUAUGACAAGAUGCGCCCGCCGAAGAUCAACGACCAGCCGACCAUAGUCAACUUCCACGUUACAGUUAUGGGGCUGGACUCCAUUGAUGAAAACUCUAUGACAUACGCGGCUGAUAUAUUCUUCGCGCAAACUUGGAAGGACUUCCGUCUUAGGUUACCAGAGAAUAUGACGUCCGAAUACAGGCUGCUAGAAGUGGACUGGCUGAAACACAUGUGGCGUCCGGACUCCUUUUUCAAGAACGCCAAAUCAGUGACCUUCCAAACGAUGACCAUCCCAAACCACUACGUAUGGUUGUACAAGGACAAAACCAUAUUGUACAUGGUCAAGCUGACCCUGAAGCUGUCCUGCGCCAUGAACUUCCUCAUCUACCCUCAUGAUACGCAGGAGUGCAAGCUGCAGAUGGAAAGCCUAUCCCAUACGACAGAUGACUUGAUCUUCCAAUGGGAUCCUGAUGUGCCCCUGGUUGUGGAUGAGAACAUAGAACUACCGCAGCUGGAGCUGGUGCAGAAUAGAACAGCAGACUGCACCCAGGUCUACUCAACUGGUAACUUCACGUGUUUGGAGGUGAUAUUCAAACUGAAACGACGUCUCGGGUACCAUCUGUUCAACACCUACAUACCAACAUGCCUUAUCGUCAUCAUGUCCUGGGUAUCGUUCUGGAUAAAGCCUGAUGCGGCACCUGCGCGGGUGACGCUGGGCGUGACGUCACUGCUGACGCUGUCCACGCAGCACGCCAAAUCGCAGGCGCAGCUUCCGCCCGUGUCGUACCUUAAAGCUGUCGAUGCAUUUAUGUCUGUCUGUACAGUAUUCGUGUUUAUGGCGUUAAUGGAGUACUGCUUGGUUAACAUAGUACUUGGGGACGGAGCCGGCAAGCCUAAGGACGCAGCGGAAGCGGCCAAAGCCAGGACCAGAGCGAUCAACAUCGACCGAUUCUCCCGCGUCUUUUUCCCGCUCUUAUUCUCCGUGCUCAACGCCACCUACUGGAUACAGUUCGCUCAGUACAUCUGA